AUGUCGACCAAGACAGAAACCCCGUCGGCCAUCCCAGUAAUCCUCCUAGGCGACUUCGAGGCAACGGCCAAGGCCUUCAGCGAGGCUUUGCUGCCUGAUUUCGAGGUCGUAUACCUCUCCACAACCCCAGACCUAGCCCUCAAAGCCCUCCCCAGCGUCCUCGCCGGCCAAGCCCCGGCCUACCUCGCCCCCGAGGACAAGCUCAAGCUCGAGACGGCCGGCAGCGGCAGCGGCAGCGGCAGCAGCCCCAAAGCAAUCGUCAUCGCGGGCCCCGCCUUCGACGACGUCUUCGUCGCCGACGCGCAGCGGCUCUUCGCCGCGGCCGACUUGCACGUUCCUUUCUUCAAGAAGCGCGAGUACGUCGUUGGUACUAUUGAUGAUGAUGAUGACGUCGUUGCGGGUGUGGGCGGGGUUCCCAAGACUGCGGAUGUCGAGGGGUUGGCUGCGCGCGCGGUUAAGGCGCUGAAGAAGGCGGUUGAGGAGGGCAAGUUGGAGGGCGACGAUGAUGGGGUUUAUGUUUAUUAG
Daldinia vernicosa is the source of this 525-nucleotide messenger RNA. RefSeq lists its product as uncharacterized. Bases 1 to 525 code for a protein of 174 amino acids. The transcript is spliced from 2 exons. Lineage: Eukaryota; Fungi; Ascomycota; Sordariomycetes; Xylariales; Hypoxylaceae. The record is from RefSeq and is a predicted model, not a curated record.